CAUUCGGGCGUGCGAGGUACAGCUACGUUAGCUAGGUGGCUAAACUGUUGUUUACUGAUUUUAGCUAGCUAGCAUUUACAAUGAAAACGUGUAGCUAAGUGUUGUCUGUUGCCUUAACGUUUUUCACCAUAUACAAAAUUAAACUAGUUUAGCUAUCCAACUAACGUUAUCUGAAAAAGUUCGCUGAUCUACUUAUAGCUUUGAUACAAAGCUUAGCAAGCUAAGGUUAGCAUGUCUGCUAGGCUGCACAUGAGUUUGCACCAAAUAUAGUGGUGUGCACAAAAACAGGAGAGUUGUUUGAACCAACUAUGAAUAACCUAAUUUAGCUGGCCAUCCAUCUAUCUGCCAGGUUGCCGGCAGUGGUGGAAAAAAAUGACCCAGUUGUCAUAGUAAAAGUAAAUAUACCUCAAUAGAAAACGACUCAAGUCACCCAGUAAAAUCCUACUUGAGUAAAAGUUUUUUUUUAUAAAAAAAAAUAGGUUUAAAAUAUACUUAAGUAUCAGAAGGAAAUGUAAUUCCAUAAAUAGUAAGCAUUGCAAGUAUAAAUAUAAAUCUUUAUAUUAAGAAAACCAGACGGCACAAUUUUAAUCUUUUUUAAUUUACGGAUAGCAAGGGGGGCACAGAAACUCGGGCAUAAUUUACAAAGCAUUUGUGUUUAGUGAGUCUGUCAGAUCAGAUGCAAUAAGGGAUGACCAGGGAUUUUCUCUUUAGGUCCCCGAAUUAGACCGUUUUCUUGUCCUGCUUAAGCAUUCAAAAUGUAACUAGUACUUUUGGGUGUCAGGGAAAAAGUAAAAAAUACAUUUUCAAGAAUGUAGUGAUGUAAAAGUCGUUAAAAAUAUAAAUACCCCCAAAAACUACUUAAGUAAAAAUAAAGUACUACUUAAGUACUUUAGAUCACUGGUUGACUGUCUGUUUCUGCUCUUUUGCCAACUCCAUAUCAUGGAGAACCAGUACCUGGGCUUAACUUGCAUGCAUGCAUGCAUGCAUGCAUGCCAAACAUGACAAUGAGUGACAGGAGUUGGCAUGAUGGCACAGACAGACUGGCACUCAGGCUACCAUCUACCUGGCUUGUAGUGCAUGAAAUACCUCUUGUCCGAUGUCACGUUUUAUACCCACAUUUCUAUGGCCAGAGGAACUACGCCGUGAAUUUGGUCGUUAUGGGCCUAUUGUAGAUGUCUACAUUCCACUUGACUUCUCUACACGGCGACCAAGAGGAUUUGCUUACAUUCAAUUCGAAGACGUGCGAGAUGCAGAGGAUGCCCUCCACAACCUGGACCACAAGUGGGUGUGUGGUCGACAGAUCGAGAUCCAGUUUGCACAGGGUGACCGAAAAACCCCCAACCAGAUGAAGACUAAGGAGAGCUCUCCUCGCAGAGGGUCCCGCAGCAGCUCCUUCUCCCGCUACGACGACUACGAACGCGGCGAUGGCCGACGCAGACGCAGUCGCAGCUACGAAAGGCACCGGUCGCGCAGCCCUUCGUGCGACCGCCGUCCUCGGAGGUCAGAGAGCCCCAGAGACUCUCGGUCAAAUGGCAGGCACAGGCGAAGCAGAAGCCAUGAAAAUAACAGGUACAGGGGGCCUCCACGUGAACACCACAGGAAUCACCACGCACCCCCGUCUCGUAACCGCUCCGCCUCCCGCUCCCCCUCUCAUCCCAGAUCCAGGCCCAAAGACACAAAGUCCCAGUCCAAAUCCCCCAGCCCCGUCAAGGACUUCCACACCUCUUCUGGCUCCCAGAAACAGGCCUGUCGACGCUCCUACUCGAGAUCUGUGUCCCGAUCUCGCUCCAGAUCCUAGGACCCCACCACCCUCAAACCCUGUUAUUCUGUAGCUAAAGAUGUUUUUGAAUAUGGUAUCUAGUGAGUGGUUAUUACACACCCCACCUCAGUUCAUUAGUUGAGUUAUCAUGAUAUCGCUGGGCUGAUACCAUUCAACAGAGCUGGUUGUCCCUACAGAUGGAUAGUCAUUUUUGUUAGUUCAGUUUCAUUCACCUCUAAAGAAAAUUGGCUGUUUUUAAUUUACCUUCAUAUCUGUUUAAUUCUAUUAUUUGAGAACCCAAUGGAAUUAAGUUCAGCGCAUAAGAAUUGGUCAACUAUGAAAUGUCAAGGUACUGCUUGUUUUGAGCUAACAGGUAUUAACCUCUGGCCAUAGAAGUUGAGUGCAAAAACCCAUUUAUAAGAAAACAAGUUAUCCAUCUGGAGUUUGCAGUGAUAUCUAGCCAUCAAGUUUACUGCUAUUAUUUUUGUACAUUUGAUGUAACUAAAGUCUGCAUUUUUUAAAAUCCGUUUUUAUUUUGUUUGUUCAAUUCUUGCAGCAGUUUUCUCUGUGGAUUAAACAUGUUAAGUUUUAA
Molecule: messenger RNA, 2351 nt
Organism: Oncorhynchus tshawytscha (Chinook salmon)
Lineage: Eukaryota; Metazoa; Chordata; Actinopteri; Salmoniformes; Salmonidae
Product: serine/arginine-rich splicing factor 10-like
Exons: 6
Coding region: 1097-1798 (233 amino acids)
Molecular function (GO): RNA binding
Source: RefSeq, a predicted model, not a curated record